UAAGGAAUAUAAAACACAUUCGGUUGCGCACGCGCACAGUGUUUUCCGUGCUGCAACAGGCACAAGCAGUGUUGUAGGUCGAGCCAAGCCAAGUGACACGAAACUCGUUUGAUAUUUGCGUGCCAGUGAAUUUGGCAUUUAUUGUUGAAACAUACUAGUUAUGUUGUACCUCAUCUGGUUGCUGGCAAUUGCGGCAGCCUUGGUGCUGUACUGUCGCCAGGUAUACUCUAGAUUCUCCAAACAUGGGGUGAAGCACUUCAGGCCUGUCCCAAUUUUAGGGAACAUGGCCAAGAUCGUACUACGGAUCGAUCAUUUCGCUGAUGAUAUUAUGAAAUAUUACGAGAGUUUUCCGGAAGAGAGGUUUGUUGGAAGAUACGAGUUUCUAAGCCCAAUGAUUGUAGUCAAAGAUCUUGAUCUUGUCAAGAAAAUAUCUAUCAAGGACUUCGAGCACUUUCUGGACCAUCGGUCGUUUGUUGAUGAAAAGGUGGAUCCUUUCUUUGGAAGAAAUUUAUUUUCACUAAAAGGGCAAGAAUGGAAGGACAUGCGGUCCACUUUGAGUCCAGCGUUCACCAGUUCCAAGAUACGCCUGAUGGUGCCAUUUAUGGUGGAAGUUGGCGAUCAAAUGAUACAAGCUCUUAAAGCUAAGAUAAAAAAUUCAGGAGUUGACUACGUUGAUAUCGAGGCAAAAGAUUUGACGACCCGAUAUGCCAAUGACGUCAUCGCCUCCUGCGCCUUCGGACUGAAGGUUGACUCGCAUAUGAAAGAGGAAAAUGAAUUUUAUCAGAAGGGGAAAGAAGCGUCUACAUUUGGAUACUUUCAGCUUCUCAAGUUCUUUGGCUUUAUUUCUUUUCCAAAGAUUAUGUCGAAACUUAAAUUCACACUCUUCACUGAGGCGACCACGUCGUUCUUCAAAAGUCUGGUGCUCAGCACAAUGAGGAACAGAGAGGAGCAAAACAUCAUCAGACCGGACAUGAUACAUCUUCUGAUGGAAGCCAAAAAAGGAAAAUUAUCAUAUGACGACAAGACUACACAAGAUGCUGAUGCUGGUUUUGCUACAGUCGAAGAGUCAUCUGUUGGGAAAAAAGAUAUAGAUAGAGUUUGGUCGGACAGUGAUUUGAUCGCGCAAGCUGUUUUAUUCUUUAUCGCCGGCUUCGAGACUGUAUCAUCAGCUAUGUCAUUCGCUCUGCACGAGUUGGCAAUCAACCCUGAAGUGCAAGAGAGACUGGCACAGGAGAUCAAAGAGAAUGAGAUCAAAAACGGUGGCAAAUUUGACUACAAAUCGAUUCAGGAUAUGACGUACAUGGAUAUGGUAGUUUCAGAGGUCCUCAGAUUAUGGCCUCCAGCAAUCGCUUUGGAUAGAUUGUGUGUUAAAGACUACAAUUUGGGCAAACCCAACAGCAAAGCAACCGAAGAUUAUAUUAUACGCAAAGGCGAAACUGUUGGAAUACCUAGUUGGGGUUUCCAUCGGGACCCUAACUAUUUUCCAAACCCCAUGAAGUUUGACCCUGAACGUUUCUCUGAAGAAAACAAACAUCAAAUACAACCGUUCUCAUACAUGCCAUUUGGACUCGGCCCCAGAAAUUGUAUUGGCUCAAGAUUCGCUCUGUGCGAGGUGAAAGUGAUGCUGUAUCAACUGCUACAACAUAUGGAGGUGACGCCGUGUGAGAGGACAUGUAUACCGACCAAGCUCAGCACCGAGUCGUUCAACAUUCGCAUCAAAGGAGGCCACUGGAUACGAAUGAAAAACAGAAAAACAAUGCUGUUUCUCAUCUGGACCGUGGCAAUUGUCGCAAUCUUGACGCUGUACUUUCGCAACCUAUACUCCAGAUUCUCAAAAUAUGGCGUGAAACACUACAAGCCUAUUCCAAUCCUGGGGAACAUGGCCAGAAUAUUGUUCAGGAUUGACAAUUUCAUUGAUGAUACCGUUAGAUACUACGAGUGCUUCCCGAAAGAGAGGUUUGUAGGAAAAUACGUGUUUAUGAAUACAGGAAUAUUCAUAAGGGAUCUUGAAUUGGUGAAGAAAAUAACAAUCAAAGACUUCGAACACUUUCUGGAUCACCAGGGGUUUGUUGAUGAAAAAGUAGACCCAUUCUUUGGAAGAAACUUAUUCUCUUUAAAAGGUCAAGAAUGGAAAGAUAUGAGAUCGACAUUGAGUCCAGCGUUCACGAGUUCGAAAAUAGGACUGAUGGUUCCGCUCAUGGUUGAAGUUGGCGAUCAGAUGAUUCAGACUCUUAGAACUAACAUCAAAGAUUCAGGAGUUGACCACAUUGAUAUCGAUGCUAAGGACUUGACCACCAGAUAUGCCAAUGACGUCAUUGCUUCUUGUGCAUUUGGGCUUAAAGUAAACUCACAUAUGGACAAAGAAAAUGAGUUCUAUCUGAAUGGAAUAAAAGCUACUACGUUUAAAUUCACUCAGCUGCUCAAGCUUCUUGGUUUUUUCUGUUUUCCAAAACUUCUGUCGAAAUUUAACUAUACCCUUUUUCCUCAAUCAAUGUCGAACUUCUUUAAAAAUGUAGUUCUGAGUACAAUGAUGAAUCGAGAGAAGAAUAACAUUAUCAGACCUGACAUGAUUCAUCUGCUAAUGGAAGCUAAGAAAGGAAAACUAACAUACGAUGACAAGACCGCAAAAGAUGCUGACGCUGGCUUUGCUACUGUAGAAGAAUCGGCUGUAGGAAAGAAAGCUGUAAAUAGAGUAUGGUCGGACAACGACCUAAUCGCACAAGCUUUCUUCGCCGGCUUUGAAACUGUAUCUACUGCUAUGUCAUUCGCUUUGCACGAAUUGGCUUUAAAUCCUGACAUACAAGAGAGACUAGUGCAAGAGAUAAAAGAAAAUGAUUUUAAAAAUGAUGGCAAAUUUGACUACAAGUCAAUUCAGAAUAUGACAUACAUGGAUAUGGUAAUUUCAGAGGUACUUAGAUUAUGGCCACCGGCUCCGGCACUUGAUAGAAAAUGCAUCAAGGAGUAUAACUUGGGCAAACCUAAUAACGAAGCAACGGAAGAUUAUAUUAUACGCAAAGGUGAAAAUAUUGGGAUCCCCACGUGGGCAAUACACCGAGAUCCUCAGUACUUUGAGGAUCCCUUAAAAUUCGACCCAGAACGAUUCUCUGAAGAAAACAAACACAAAAUCAAACCUUUUUCGUACUUGCCAUUCGGAGCGGGCCCCAGAAACUGCAUUGGUUCAAGAUUCGCUCUAUGUGAAGUGAAAAUACUAUUGUACCAACUACUACUAAAUUUUGAAGUGGCUCCGUGUGAGAAAACAUGUAUACCAACAAAGAUCGAGAACAAAACUUUAUCUGUUCGUAUCAAAGGAGGCCAUUGGAUACGAUUAAAAAUUAGAACUUAGCCAUAUUUUAAAUGUUUACAAUUAAAUAUUUAUAUAUUUUUUUAUUAUCAUUCGUAAAAAAAUAUAUAUUAUAUACCCUUAAAAGAUGGGGCAGUAUUCAGAAAAAGAUUUAAAAUAAAUGUCGCAAUAUACAUAA
Galleria mellonella (greater wax moth) is the source of this 3479-nucleotide messenger RNA. RefSeq lists its product as uncharacterized. The transcript is spliced from 21 exons. The record is from RefSeq and is a predicted model, not a curated record. NCBI's taxonomy places the organism in Eukaryota, Metazoa, Arthropoda, Insecta, Lepidoptera, Pyralidae. The coding region runs from base 161 to 3343 and encodes 1060 amino acids. Gene Ontology annotation, molecular function: monooxygenase activity; oxidoreductase activity, acting on paired donors, with incorporation or reduction of molecular oxygen; heme binding.